Molecule: messenger RNA, 1038 nt
Organism: Anneissia japonica
Lineage: Eukaryota; Metazoa; Echinodermata; Crinoidea; Comatulida; Comatulidae
Product: octopamine receptor beta-1R-like
Exons: 1
Coding region: 1-1038 (345 amino acids)
Biological process (GO): G protein-coupled receptor signaling pathway
Cellular component (GO): membrane
Molecular function (GO): G protein-coupled receptor activity
Source: RefSeq, a predicted model, not a curated record
AUGUCGAUAUGUGUCAGCAGCAACGUUUCAACCAAUGGCACUGCCGAUUAUUUUGGAUACUCUGUUCCAAUUUACUUUAUGAUAAUUAUUGCAAUUAUUGGGAUUUCUGCAAAUUUAACGGUGAUUAUUGUGUUUAUCAACUGUAAGAUUCAUCGUAGAUCAUUCAAUUAUCUCCUGGUGCUUCAACAAUCCUUUCUCGAUAUGCUGGUAUUUUGCUUCUAUCUAUGUGCUUUCUAUUAUCCAGUCCCUAAAAGAAAUAUCGUCUACUGCAAGUUUGGAACACUUCUCUUCUUUUGUUUAUCUGCCUCAACGCUAAACCUAGUCUUUAUUUCUAUUGAGAGGUACAUCGCAGUGGUGCAUCCAUUUAAGCACAGGAUAAGAGUUAACGAGAAGAAGAACACUUUACCAAAGUUAUGUAUUCCACUCGCAGCUGCAUUUCUAAUAACACUUCAGUAUGCGUUCAUACUUGAAGAAGAUCCUGCAGUUCCUGGAGCAUGUACCUUUUGUUACAAAAACGAAGGCUUUCAGAUGCUGUCAGGUACAAUUCUAUUGCUGGCAAAUUGGGUAAUUCCAGUUAGCACUAUGACAUUCUGCUACUAUCAUGUGUAUAUCACACUGAAGAAACAAGCUAAAAUUCGCGCAGAACUAACAAUGCAAGCACAUACAAAGGGUGCUGGUGAUGAAUCAGCUGUUGAGAUAAAUAUUUCACCAUCGCAAGCCAAUCGGAAAGACAAGGCACAUGAUGCUCAACGAAAUUUCAUCAUUACUAUGUCCGUUAACACACUGGUCUAUUUCACCUGUGUUACUCCUGGGAUCUUGUUUUAUGUUAUUUACACAAUAUGCGAAUGUUUUGAUGUUAUUAAUCAUUUUUUUCGCAACUAUGUCUUUUUGAUUUUGUAUAUCAACAAUGCAGCUAAUCCGAUUGUUUACGCCAUCAUAUUUAAAGACUUUAAAGAAGGAUUCUCAAAGACUCUGUCAUCAGUGUUAGAGACUGUGUUACCUAUCUGUACCACGGGUGCACAAAAAGGAAAUUUAUGA